AUGUAUCAAAGGUUAGAUGAUAUUGUUGAGAACAUAGGCAUUUUUGUAUGUUUUAUGACGCCAAUAAAUCAAGUUUCAAAAGAAUGUCAAGAACAAGUUAAAUUUGCUAAAACUAAACGAAUACCUAUUAUUGCCUGUCGUCUUUUACCCGAUUGGAAAUCAUCUGGUUGGCUUAAUCAACCAACAUUAUUAGAUGAUCCAAAUAUGUUAUGUUUAGUUGAAUAUUUUAAUUCGAAUUGUAUGAAAAAAAAACCAUAUAAACAUCGAAUACUUCCAAAAUCUUAUCGUUUAUCAUUAUCAAAUCUAAUGAUUGGUACUAAAGAAUAUACAUUAAUACAUGCAAAUAAUCAUUUACAUUUAUUUGAUGGAAAUUUAAAAUAUAUUCGAUCAAAUAAUGAGCGAAAAAUUCAGCAACAGUGUGGGAGUGGGAUGUGGGUGUAGGUCUUUUGUUCGGCACAUCCCCAUCCACCCACAGCCAAGCACAGCCACAUCCAUAGCCAUACCCACAGCCUCACCCACAUUCUCACCCACACCCGCACCCUACACCCCCGCACUCUACAUCCACACCCAUACCCCGAGAGAAUAAUUCUAUGUUUAUCUUUUUCGAUCUUUCAAUCAGAUAUCACUGAAUGUGAUAUUAAUAAUGUCAUUUAACAUACAAGCAUUUACCAAAAUGUCACCAUAAAACUCGUUGGAUAAUCUUCAUAUUAAGCGUAGAUCGUCGAGAAAGUUAAAAAACUAAGUCUGUAGUUACAAUAAAAUUGUUUUUUUUCGAACAAGACAAAUACAACAUUAUUGAGGGUAUGGGUGUAACACGAUAGAAUACAAACUCAACCAUACCCUGAUAUUGCUAGAGUCCUGUUAGAAAGCAGGUAAACUUUUACAUUGAUCAUUAUCGCAAAGAAAAAACACAAUGUUUUUGCUUCUCCUUAAUGUCAUGGAGAAGAAAGCAAAAAGACUUCUUUUUGCGACAUGAAGAGAAAAGCAUAUUUUUUGCAUUAGAGCGUGAUGAAGAAGAAAGAAAAAUGAGUUUCUUUGUUUUUUCUGCAGUUAGUGUCCCACAGAAGAGUGUGAUUUAUUUUUUCCGACUCAAUGGUGUUGUGAAAGAGAAAUUGGCGAGAAUAUAACGAGCGUCUCAAAAGUGAUAAUCACUUCCGAACUGUGCAUUAUCGAGUAUUUUCUUUGUUUUUUAAUAAAGACGAAGUGCACGAAUAUUCUUCAAAAGUAAUACCUUUGAAUUCAACACAAUAAUUUAGAUGUUUUAAUAUUUCAAAAAAACUUAUAGAGCUCUUUUACGAUUGAUUUUAGACAUUUAGCUUGAAAUGACCCCAUAGAUUGAAGUCUAGUGAUCGAAAAGCCCAUUCUAUUGGGCCAUUUCUUUCGAUUUACUUAUCAUCGAUGAUGAAAUACUAACCCCAGACAAUUAUUUAGAAUUCCUUUUAUCUGAUUUUACAGAAGAAACGAUUGAAUAACUCCAUCAUUUUCUAGUAAUAUAGAGCAGCGACUUAUGUCUCGAAGUUGAUUCGUGUAUGGCUGAACAAAACCUUUCAUAACAGAUGAAUAGGAAGAAAUGGUUCAAUAGAAUGGGCUUCUCGAUCACUAGACUUCUAUCUAUAGGGUCAUUUCAAGCUAAAUGUCUACAAAAAAUCGAUGUAAUAAAAAUAAAACAUUCUUUUCGUGUUGUUCUUUGAUGAAACUUCAAAACAUCUAAAUUGUUGUAUUGUAGUGAAAGAUAUUACUUUUGAAGAGUAUAUGUGAAAUUCGUCUUUAUUAAAAACAAUUGCUGGCUUUCUCAAUUCCAAAUAAAAAGAAAAAAAUUAGCUAAAGCUUGAUUAUGAGCCGACUUAUACGCAGUUCGGAAGUAAUCUUGACUGUUGGAACACUCGGUAAUUUAACACAAUAUUUGAAAGGUGUGUGUGUGGGGUGUGCGUUUGCGUGUGGGAUUCAAUGUGUGCGGUCGGCUACGGGUUAAUGAAAGACGGUAACACCAACACUUGCACCCACACUCACUCACACCCACACCCUUUAUAACAAGAGGAAAGAUUAUUGUUUUACUAAAAAAACAUAUCGAUAUAAUGUCUCGUUUGUAAAUCGCCAAAACUUAUGCUAAAAACAGAGCCAUACGAUAGGACUUGAAGAUAUAAAGUUCAAUAAACUCCAAGAAUAUUUCCAUUUGAAAGAAUAGGUAUGAUCGGUAAUGAAUAGAGUGAAACCAUCGCUUGAUUCCAUUUGUUCUAGAAUCAUUAUUCACCAAAGCCUUGCAUCGGUAUUUUUACAUGUUUCUGACUCUGUGGAUAUAAGUAUUAUUUCGAAAGUUUGAUUUUACAGUAAUAUCGAGAAGAUUUGAACAAUGGUGUGACUUCUAACUUUUUCAGCAGUAUUCACUGGAGUUUUUGAUUUACAUUGAUUUAUUUUGGAGUUAGUGAAAACCUACUUAUGAAAUUAAUCAAAGUGCGUCAUUUCGUAUUUGCUGAUCGGUAUUUCUUCUGCGCAAAUGGAAUCAACACUUGAAGUAUUCUUAGUGUCAACACGUUGUUUUUCAUUUUACAAAAAGCUAACGAGCAACUAUAUGCAUUGAAUCAGUGUCUUUCUUUCUGUUUGUAGAUUAUUCACUUGAUCAUUACAUAAAGUUUCAAGAAAAAAAUAAUGUCUCACAUGAAACAUCGCGCCGAUUGAAAUAAAACACUGUGUUUGUCGCUGAUUCAUCAGUGCGCAAUUGAAAGCAGUCCGUUCCUUUUAGAUGAAAUAUAUGUUUGCAUAGAAAUAUUUGUCAUUCAUUGCUUUCAAUGUUAGAAGAAGUCGAAUUCUAAAUUCAAUUUUGAUAUUGGAACAAACCAAGCCAAACUGACUAUUACGGCUAUGAUUAUCAUAUUUCAAUUCAGUCAAGCGUAUUAGGAUUAAUUGAAUGAUUUGUGUUACUUCAAUUUUAUAAUAGGAAUGUGAUGAGGAUUUCUCGAUUGAAAAAAUGAUAAACAUUUCUAACAUCAUAGAAGCAUUAAAGCAUCUAUUUUAUAACUGAGCUUUAUUCAGCAUCACUCGCUUCGUAACUGUUGAAUAUCGUCAAUAUUCCUCAUAGUAGUAACAUGAAAACAAAUAAUUAUUUUGAAUUGUGAUGAUAUGGUAAAAUGCUUCGCUUUUUUUUUUGACGUAGACCAGUAGCUUUCGAUUAUAUAGCUUUAAACGUUGAUAAAUUUACAGCUGAGAGUUAGCAAACUAAAAUAUUUUGAAUAUUAUUACAACGAUUAAAAAGGCAUGCAGUCGGCGUUCACAUUUUAUGCUACAAUAAUUAUCGUCGAUGGAGUUCGAAUAUUUGCCACCAACUGCAUCUGCUAUUAUUCGUAUUUAAUAUUCAAACGAAUGAAAUAAGCAAAUAUACAGCGAUUGGUGGCAAUCAGACAUAUCACACUAGCCCAGGAGCACUCUCUGAAUAGAGAGUGGUAGCUGAGCUGCUAUAUAGUAUGACAUGAACUGAAAGCCGAUGUAUAUAUCCAGAACUAAAAAGUUCUGGAAAUUACGAAGAAAGCUUGGUGGAAUAGCUCGGAUUCGAACCGAGAUCUUCCGAACUGCUAGUCGGACGUGUUUCCAAUACACUACAACCCGAAGAAAUAGAAAAUCAGAGACUCUUUUUAUACUAUUUGACAGUAUGUCGCACACGUUGCGCAAGACGCUAUUUCAAAGCAUCCUUAUUUUUUCUUUCAUCAUUUUUUUUCGAAAAAUAUGAUGAAAUGAAAGUGGUCGCUUGAGGAAAAGUAAAAAAAAACCGAGCGACUCCAACAUGUGGGUGUGGAUGUGGCUGAGGCUGUGCUUGGCUGUUGGUGAAUGGGGAUGUUGCGAACAAAAACCCACACCCACACUCACACUCAUCAUCUACGCAAUUGGAGACUUCAAUGCAAAAGUGGAAGACGAACGCAUUGGCAAUACUGUAGAACCUUUUGGUCUAAGAAACAAGAACGAUCGAGGAAAUAAUCUGAUAGCCUGGUGCCCAUCACAUGAUCUUGUCAUUACGAACACAUGGUUCAAAAAUCACCCACGUAGAUUAAAAACAUGGCGAAGCCCCGGAGGGGUGUGGGUGUGGGUGGGUGUGGGUGUGGGUGUGGGUGUGGGUGUGGAUGUGGGUGUGGGGGGGUGGGGGUGUGGGGGUGGGUGGGGGGGGGGGUGUGGGGCUGGGCGGGGGGGGCGCGGGCUCGGGCCGG
Molecule: messenger RNA, 4193 nt
Organism: Rotaria sp. Silwood2
Lineage: Eukaryota; Metazoa; Rotifera; Eurotatoria; Philodinida; Philodinidae
Source: the annotation of a GenBank genome assembly